CGCCUAGAUAAAUAGUGCACAGGCACCAUCUGCGCAUAGCUGAAUUUCGUAUACAUAUUACUAGCAAUGAGGGUGCUAAAGAUUUGUAUUUUUAUUUGUGCUAUCAUAGUUAAGACUUCCUGUGACUCUGGUGAGGUCACAGAAGAAAUUGAUGAACCAGGAAUCGUAACGAAAUGUGCAAAUGAAGUGGGCUUGUCAAGAGAUAUAGCUGAGACCAUAUUGAGGAACAAUUUUACCGUUCCAGAUGAAACUAAUGAAACCCAAAGAUGUUACGUUCACUGCAUCGGACUGAAGAUGCGAUACAUUACGCCGGAAGGGGUCCUAAACGUAGACAAUAUGUUCAAAGAAGCAGACAAGUUCCUAAAGGAAAGAGGACAGUCGAAGACUACCUUGAGAGAGGAAAUUGAAGAAUGCGCAAAGAAAACUGGGACUGGAAAAUGUAUGACGUCGUACGUAAAUAUCGUAUGUUUGCUGGGCACUGUCAGCUGAGAUGGUUACCGUUCUGAUAAAGAGGCAGAAAAUUGCUGCGAUUUUCCUUUUUUUUCCAGCUGUUUGGAAACCAUUUGCAAUACUGUUACCUAUUUUAGCACCGCACAGUGUAACAUUCAGUACAGUAAAGCAAUAAACGAAACGAA
This is a messenger RNA of Schistocerca americana (American grasshopper), 635 nucleotides long. RefSeq lists its product as uncharacterized. The record is from RefSeq and is a predicted model, not a curated record. Bases 67 to 489 code for a protein of 140 amino acids. Gene Ontology annotation, molecular function: odorant binding. NCBI's taxonomy places the organism in Eukaryota, Metazoa, Arthropoda, Insecta, Orthoptera, Acrididae. The transcript is spliced from 6 exons. Gene Ontology annotation, biological process: sensory perception of smell.